This is a messenger RNA of Emiliania huxleyi CCMP1516, 1644 nucleotides long. Its product is annotated as putative cytochrome-c peroxidase. NCBI's taxonomy places the organism in Eukaryota, Haptophyta, Isochrysidales, Noelaerhabdaceae. Gene Ontology annotation, molecular function: heme binding; peroxidase activity. Gene Ontology annotation, biological process: response to reactive oxygen species; hydrogen peroxide catabolic process; cellular response to oxidative stress. The record is from RefSeq and is a predicted model, not a curated record. The coding region runs from base 23 to 1048 and encodes 341 amino acids. The transcript is spliced from 10 exons.
AAUUCCCCCCACGGACUGCCCGAUGGUUUUCGCUCGCCGACGGCUCCUCCCUCGCGCUGUCGCCGCGUUUGGAGGCGGAGCAGCUCUAGCUUCCUUCGCAGCCAGUGGCGCACUAGCCUCGCGCACAGCAGAGUGCAAGACGGAGGGCACCCCGUGGUCAAAGGUCAAGGAGGAUCUUGCAGCGCUGUACGAGGACGAGGAUGCCCUCAAUCCCUCAGUGGACGCGGCUGACGGCGCCAAGGGGGGCGGCGGCUACGUUGCUCCGAUGAUGGUGCGGCUCGCAUGGCACAGUGCCGGCUCGUUCAGCGCCAAGGACGGUUCGGGCGGCACGGAGGGCGGGACCAUCCGCUUUGAGCCAGAGAUCAACCACGGCGGCAAUGCGGGCCUCUGCCACGCGCUCAAGCUGCUGGAGCCAAUCAAGAGCAAGUACCCGGCCGCGUCGUGGGCCGACCUGAUCGUCUGCGCCGGCGCCGUCGCCAUCGAGUCGAUGGGUGGGCCAGUCAUCGGGUUCCGUCCAGGGAGGAGCGAUGCGCCGAAGCCAAACGUGGCGCCGGCGAGCGACAAGCGCUUCACUCCAGACGACCGGCUGCCCGACGGCGCGCUCGGCGCCGCCCAUCUCCGCGAUGUGUUCUAUCGGAUGGGCUUCGACGACCGAGAGAUCGUGGCGCUCUCGGGCGCGCACGCGGUGGGCCGCUGCCACACCGACCGCUCCGGUUUCUGGGGGCCGUGGAAGUACGGCGAGAACGCAUUCUCCAACGAGUACUACACGUUUCUGCUCGAGAAGACGUGGACGCCAAAGACCACGCACGGUGCCCCCUCAGCGCACUGCCCCGUCGCCGGUUCGUGGAAGGGUCCGAUGCAGUAUGAGGCGGACGGCGGCGCACUGAUGAUGCUCCCGACCGACGUGGCCCUCAUUAAGGACGCGGCUUUCAAAAAGCACGUCGAGGCGUACGCCGCCGACGAGGAGCUCUUCUUCCGCGACUUUGCGGCCGCGUUCCUCAAGCUGCUCGAGAAUGGGUGCGACCUGAGCAAGGAGGCGUUCGUCUAGCGCGAUGGUGAUGGACGGACGGUCGCGCACAGCCCGCAGCAGCGGCCAGAGAGCGGAGGUUGCUGCAGGAGACAGGCUGAAGACGCCACGCUGCGCGCCGCUCUCGCCAGCACCCGCGAGCGCCGGAUCCUCACGGAUGGUCGUGGCAGCGCCAAUCUGCUGCCGCCAGCGGAGUCUGGUCUGGCCGCAGCCGGCGCAAGCGGCACGCGCGGAGAGCGACAGCAACGUGGAGCAUCGCACGCCCGCGACGUGCGUUCCGUCUGCGUAUACGAUCGAGAAGUUCGAGCCCGUGGGCCGACAGCUUCGGGCGCUGCGGCCUGACAGCGAGAGGCCAGGCCCUCGUCCGAGCCCUCUCGCUGGAAGCCAGGUGAGAGCAGAGCCUGUGUCGACCAGAGGGCGAAAGGAGGCCACCCCGCCGGCGGCGAGACGCAGGCGCAGGCCGCCGCCCGAGUCGACAAGCCUCACCACGAGAGGGUGCUCGCUAGACAUCACGACACGCGAAAGAAGCGCCGACACGUUCGCGAGGGGGAGCUUGAGCGUCGGGUCGCGCGAAGGGUUCGAGACGUGCAGUGGCUUGGUUCUCGACCUUCUCGAGG